CCAUCCUGUCCCCCAAAGCAUGGUCUCUCUGCAGGUGUCUUCGCUUCCCCAGACGCUGAUCCUGGCUUUUCUCCUUCCUCAGGCACUGCCAGCUGGUGUCUUCGAGCUACAAAUUCAUUCUUUCGGGCCAGGCCCAGGCCCCGGGACCCCACGCUCCCCCUGCAAUGCCCGAGGCCCUUGCCGCCUCUUCUUCAGGGUCUGCCUGAAGCCGGGAGUCUCCCAGGAGGCCACCGAGUCCCUGUGCGCCCUGGGCGCAGCACUGAGCACGAGCGUCCCGGUCUACACGGAGCACCCCGGAGAGUCAGCGGCUGCCCUGCUGCUGCCUGAUGGCCUCGUACGUGUGCCCUUCCGUGAUGCCUGGCCGGGCACCUUCUCCCUCAUCAUUGAGACCUGGAGAGAACAGCUGGGAGAGCGUGCUGGAGGGCCGGCCUGGAACCUGCUCGCACGUGUGGCCGGCCGCAGACGCAUGGCGGCUGGGGGCCCUUGGGCCCGCGAUGUGCAACGCACAGGCACGUGGGAGUUGCACUUCUCCUACCGCGCGCGCUGCGAGCCGCCCGCUGUCGGGGCCGCCUGCGCGCGCCUGUGCCGCUCACGCAGUGCCCCCUCGCGGUGUGGCCCGGGACUGCGACCCUGCACGCCAUUCCCAGAUGAGUGCGAAGCCCCGCCUGUGUGUCGAGCAGGCUGCAGUCCUGAGCACGGCUACUGUGAAGAGCCUGAUGAAUGCCGUUGCCUGGAGGGCUGGACUGGACCCCUCUGCACGGUCCCUGUCUCCACCAGUAGCUGCCUGAACUCCAGGGUCCCUGAUCCUGCCAGCACUGGAUGCCAUUUACCUGGGCCUGGACCUUGUGAUGGGAACCCAUGUGCCAAUGGGGGCAGCUGUAGUGAAACCCCUGGCUCCUUUGAAUGUGCCUGUCCCCGGGGAUUCUACGGGCUUCGAUGUGAGGUGAGCGGGGUCACAUGCGCAGAUGGACCCUGCUUCAAUGGCGGCUUGUGUGUUGGUGGUGAAGAUCCUGACUCUGCCUAUGUCUGUCAUUGCCCACCUGGUUUCCAAGGCUCUAACUGUGAGAAGAGGGUGGACCGCUGUAGCCUGCAGCCAUGUCAGAAUGGCGGCCUCUGCCUGGACCUGGGCCAUGCGCUGCGCUGCCGCUGUCGCGCGGGAUUCGCCGGGCCGCGCUGCGAGCACGACCUGGACGACUGCGCCGGUCGCGCCUGUGCCAACGGCGGCACGUGCGUGGAGGGCGGCGGCUCGCGCCGCUGCUCGUGUGCGCUGGGCUUCGGCGGGCGCGACUGCCGGGAACGCGCCGACCCCUGCGCCUCCCGCCCCUGCGCGCACGGAGGCCGUUGCUACGCCCACUUCUCUGGCCUCGUCUGCGCCUGCGCGCCCGGCUACAUGGGCGUCAGAUGCGAGUUCGCUGUGCGGCCGGACGGCGCGGACGCGGUGCCCGGGACCCCGCGGGGCCUGAAGCAAGCUGAUCCACAGCGCUUUCUUCUGCCUCCGGCCUUGGGGCUGCUGGCGGCCGCGGGUUUGGCUGGCGCCGCACUCUUGCUCGUCCACGUUCGUCGCCGAGGUCCUGGUCAGGAUACCGGGACUCGCCUGCUUUCCGGGACCCGGGAGCCUUCGGUCCACACGCUCCCGGAUGCACUCAACAACCUGAGGUUGCAAGACGGUGCUGGGGAUGGCCCCAGUUCGUCGGCUGACUGGAAUCGUCCUGAAGACGGAGACUCUAGAUCCAUUUAUGUCAUACCCGCCCCUUCCAUCUGUGCACGAGAGGCCUGAUCCUGCCCCUUCUCUAUCAUCGCCUGGAGAUGGAGCCUGAGUGAUUUUAUUUACUUUGUGGUGUCCAAUCUCUACCUCGCACCACCGACUGGAGACUCUUUGAAAGGGCUUUAUUGUACAUAUUGCUUAUUUAUAACCUAGUUUUUCUCAUCUCCCCAGAGACAUCUAUAAAGGUUCUUAUUUUGCUCAACUAUAUCAGGCUGAGAACUUUUUAUUUUCCCAAGACAGAGUUUCUCUCUGUAUAGCCCUGGCCAUCCUAGAACUCUGUAGACCAGGCUGGCCUGGAGCUCACAGAGAUCCACUUGCCUCUGCCUUCUAAUUUCUGGGAUUAAAGGUGUGUGCCACUCCAA
Molecule: messenger RNA, 2127 nt
Organism: Mus pahari (shrew mouse)
Lineage: Eukaryota; Metazoa; Chordata; Mammalia; Rodentia; Muridae
Gene: Dll3
Product: delta like canonical Notch ligand 3
Exons: 9
Coding region: 20-1777 (585 amino acids)
Biological process (GO): multicellular organism development; Notch signaling pathway
Cellular component (GO): membrane
Molecular function (GO): calcium ion binding; Notch binding
Source: RefSeq, a predicted model, not a curated record